CUCUCUGUCUCCCUCCUCUAGCCAGUCCAUGUAUUGACCUCUCUGUCUCCCUCCUCUAGCCAGUCCAUGUAUUGACCUCUCUGUCUCCCUCCUCUAGCCAGUCCAUGUAUUGACCUCUCUAUUCGCUCCCUUCUCCAGUCAUCGGCGGUUUUACAUUUCCAGCAGGCAGCGGAGAUGUUAUUUUCGUCCCCGGUGCAGACUGCUCCAUGCCGGGGCAAGCUGGGCUUUAAGUGGGCGGUGCGCAGCGUCAUCCUGAUGACUCGCUUCUGCCGCUACUUCAUGUCCCGUUCCAACUAUCGCCAAUUCAUGGAGUUCAACUUCCGGGAGACCAUCACCAACCAGCCGGCCGGUGGAACGGGUAAAAGUCUGGUGUUUGACCUGAACCACUUCAAAGUGAAAGAGGACCGGAUCCCUGUCCUGCUGGUGGAGAUUAUGCGGAAGUGCCCAGAGGAGCGUUCUGAGUCGGAGGUGUUGCUGGUUCACAACAUGCUGAGCUCUGUGAGCAUGUUCCGUCGCUACAGUGGAACCUUGCAACUCCUUCUGGCCAGGGUGGUUCGCUAUCAGAGGUUGGAGCGUCGCAGAGUGGUCAUUAAGAAGGGCCAUUGGGGACACAGCUUCUACUUUGUGUUCUCUGGGCUCCUGGCCGUCACCAAGGACAACGACGGUAGCAGUGCCUUCGUGGAUAAGGAGCCCAUCCUCAUCAAGAAGGGCAUGAGUUUCGGGGAUGUGGCCUUGAUCAAAACGCUGAGGAGGAAUGCCACUGUGGUGUGCAUGGAGGAGACGGAACUCAUGGUGGUCGACAAGGAAGACUUCUUCGCUAACAAGAUGGACGUAGAGCUCAAGAGGGAGUUUGACUAUCGCUUCAGCUUCUUCCGGUCACUCCAGCUAGUGUCCUCCUGGUCAUACUCUCUCAUUGAACAGAUGGCUGACCAUUCCAAGGCCGAGCAAUUUCGAUACGGCCACGUGGUCGUCAAGGACACCAACGACAUGGGCAACAUCAUUUUCAUUGGCAAGGGCCAAUGUGACGUGUUGAGAGUGGUGGACCUUACCUCCUGCAGUACCUACCAACGCCUCCUAAAACAGUAUGCAGACUCAGUAAGCAGAGGUACAUGUUUGCCAACACAUGGAUUCAAAGGCGAGCUGACAAACCAACCAGGAAGUGUCAUAAAACACAAAGUCCUCCUCAAUAAUCCUCCACGUCCUCCCAGAGGACUUCCUGCAGACCUGCCCACCAGCGCCUGUUUCCUGAUCGACACCCUUCAUCAGAGCGGCACAUUUGGUCUGAACCAGUACCUGAUGCCGUCGAAGCAGAGAGACUGUCGCAGGUUCACUCUGGUCAGCCGGAGCGUGGAGAUCCUGCGGGUGGAGAAGACUCGCUUUGACAAGCUGGUGGACAACACCACCAUGAAGAAGCUGGAGGCCCUGCAGAAAACCUACCCAAGCGACGACGAGCUGUGCACUGUGUUCCUGGAACACAGCCGCUGGAAGGACUACAAACACAGUGUGAUACAGGACCUGUUCCCCGACCGGGUCGCCCCAAUCAGAAGCCCCAAAACCCAGAAGCAGCAGGUCCACUGUGGCCCCAGCCAGGCCCUUCAGCAGACCAGACACGUGGUCAACAGGCUGAAACAGACAAAGCAGAGGGUAGAGACAAACAAAAAAUAAUGAAAUAAAGGAAUAACUGUGUAGAUGAAUGAAUACAUAGACAUGGUUUUUGCUGCAUUUGUCAUUAUUUUCAUCCUUAUUCCUACCUUGCAACUAAAAACUAUUUCACGGCAUUUUAGGUUAAAAUCAGGCAGAAAUCAAAUUAUCUGCACACCUUUUCUCAAGAAGAAUGGUUUUGAAGUAUAAUUUCUCAUGAGCGGGUCAUGAGAAAACAUACUUUAAACCCUUCUGCCCCUGCCUUUUGCUCUCUGUGAGUAGAAAGCUGAAGGAACUCGGUUGUCACUAGUUAACACAGCCACGGAGUGGAAAUUGGCUG
This is a messenger RNA of Oncorhynchus kisutch (coho salmon), 1981 nucleotides long. RefSeq names its product cyclic nucleotide-binding domain-containing protein 2. Bases 175 to 1665 code for a protein of 496 amino acids. The transcript is spliced from 11 exons. Gene Ontology annotation, molecular function: cAMP binding. Lineage: Eukaryota; Metazoa; Chordata; Actinopteri; Salmoniformes; Salmonidae. Gene Ontology annotation, biological process: spermatogenesis. The record is from RefSeq and is a predicted model, not a curated record.